CCACUUUCUUCAACCUACCCACGUGGAAAUGUCAAAUUUGGCACAACUUUAACUAACUGUCUUUUGUAAUUCAGUGAUUUUUUUCAAUUCAACUUUGGGGUAACUAAAUAUGGAUUCUAAAAGUAUAAGGUCAAAAUUUAUUGACUUUUUUGUAAAAACAAAGCAUCAUAAAUAUGUUCACUCAUCUUCAGUGAUUCCCCAUGAAGACCCUACCCUGCUUUUUACUAAUGCUGGGAUGAAUCAGUUUAAGGCGAUAUUUUUGGGAAUUGCUGAUCCAAAUAGUGAAAUGGCUACAUGGGUCAGAGCUGCAAACACACAGAAGUGUAUUCGGGCUGGGGGAAAACAUAAUGAUCUGGAUGAUGUGGGUAAAGAUGUUUAUCAUCAUACGUUUUUUGAGAUGCUUGGUAAUUGGUCGUUUGGUGAUUAUUUCAAGAAAGAAAUCUGUACUUGGUCUUGGGAACUUCUUACUGAAGUAUUUUCACUGCCAAAGGAAAGGCUUUAUGUCACUUAUUUUGGUGGAGAUCCAGAUUCAGGUCUUCAGCCAGAUGAUGAAUGUCGACAAAUAUGGUUGGAAUUAGGGAUUCCUGAAUCUCAUAUUAUUCCUGGUAGUAUGAAAGAUAACUUUUGGGAAAUGGGUGAAACGGGCCCUUGUGGUCCUUGUUCUGAACUUCAUUUUGAUCGGAUUGGAGGAAGAGAUGUACCACACUUAGUAAAUCAAGAUGACCCAGAUGUUCUUGAAAUAUGGAACCUUGUUUUUAUUCAAUUUAAUAGAGAAAAUGAUGGAAGCUUGAAAGUUCUUCCACGAAAACAUAUUGAUUGUGGGAUGGGUUUUGAGAGACUUGUUUCUGUUAUUCAAAAUAAAAGGUCUAAUUAUGACACUGACGUUUUUCAACCUUUAUUUGUUGCAAUACAAAAGGGCACCGGAUCACCACCAUAUGAAGGUAAGACUGGGAAGGAUGACAUUGAUGGCAGAGACAUGGCCUACAGGGUCCUUGCUGAUCAUGCUCGCACAUUAACUAUAGCAAUAGCUGAUGGUGGUGUACCUGACAAUACAGGACGUGGGUAUGUUUUGAGGAGAAUCUUAAGAAGGGCAGUCAGAUAUGGAACUGAAAAAUUGAAUGCUAAACCAGGUUUUUUUGGAUCUUUAGUCCACAUAGUCAUUGAUUUAUUGGGUGACACUUUUCCAGAGCUGAAAAAAGAUCCUCAGCACAUUAUUGAUAUAAUUAAUGAAGAAGAAGAACAAUUCUUGAAAACAUUGACUCGUGGAAGGAAUUUGCUUAACAGAACUAUUUCCAAACUUGAAGAAAAAACAAUUAUUCCAGGUGAUAUUGCUUGGAGAUUAUAUGACACCUAUGGUUUUCCACUUGAUUUAACAAGACUGAUGGCUGAGGAAAAAGGACUCACAGUGGAUAUGGAAAAAUAUGAAGAAGCAAAAAAACAAUCUCAGUUGGCAAGUCAAGGAAAAACAAGUGGGGUUGUCGAAAGAAUAAGUUUGGAUGUACACUCAUUAAAUGAAUUACAGAAAAAAAAUGUACCACAAACAGAUGAUAGUUAUAAAUAUCAUUACAAAGUUUCUGAUAAAAAUAAACAGAAGUUUGCUGAUUAUGAAUUUGGAGCCAGUCUAGGAAAAAUUUUGGCUAUCAGAACAGAAUCAGGGUUUGUUGACUCAGUUAAAUCUGGUGAAUUGUGUGGUGUUAUUCUAGACAAUACUUGUUUCUAUGCUGAACAAGGAGGACAGAUUUAUGAUGAAGGUUAUAUUAGCAAAAUUGAUGAUGAGGCAUCAGAAAUAUUUGUAAAGAAUGUUCAAGUGCAGGCUGGAUAUAUUCUACAUAUUGGAAUUGUUGAAGGGCACUUAGCAAUUGGAGAUAAAAUCAUUUGUAAUAUUGAUGAAAAACGGCGCCGCCUAAUAAUGAGCAACCAUACAGCAACACAUAUUUUGAACCAUGCUUUAAGGCAUGUUCUUGGUCCUGAUACUGACCAAAAAGGAUCUUUAGUUGCUCCAGAUAGACUUCGCUUUGAUUUUACUUCUAAGAGCUCUGUGAAACUUGAUGAACUAAAAAAGGUAGAAAAUGAAGUUAAUAAAAUAGUUAAUGAAGAUAAUGAAGUUUUUGCUUCUUGUGCUACUCUUGAAGAAGCAAAAAAAAUAAAUGGUUUACGAGCUAUGUUUUCUGAAGCCUAUCCUGAUCCAGUAAGGGUUGUAUCUGUUGGUGUCCCAAUUCAUUACCUCAUUGAGAACCCUCAAGAUGAUUCUGGUUUGAAAACAUCAGUUGAAUUCUGUGGUGGAACGCACUUAAAAAGAUCAUCUCAUGUUGGAGACUUCAUUAUCACUAAUGAGGAAGCUAUUGCGAAAGGAAUCCGAAGAAUUAUUGCUGUUACUGGGCCUGAAGCAGAAAAAGCCCAGCAGCGUGUGAAAGCUCUAGAAUCAAGUGUUUUGAUUCUAAAGAAUAUAAUAGAAAAAAACUUGAUAGAUGGGAAAGAAAUGUUAAAAUCUAUUGUUGAACAUGACAAUGACGUUUCAAAAGCCCCGAUUUCUUAUUGGAAAAAGGAUGAACUUAGAAAUAUUUUGAAGAAUCUCAAAAAAGUUAUUGAUAAUGCUGAAAGAGCUGGAAAAACAGAACAAACUAAUAAAGUUAUUGAGGAAGCAAAGAAUUUGAUGAAUGCCAAAAAAGGAACACCAUUUCUUGUAGCCACUCUUAAUGCUGGGUCCAAUAGUAAGGCACUGGAUUCUGCAUUGAAACAAGUUAAAGUUAUUUCACCUGAGACAGCAGCAAUGUUUUUUUCAGUUGAGCAAACAGCUAACAAAAUCAUAUGUCUCUGCAGUGUUCCUCAGGUUUGUGUGGAAAAAGGACUUAAAGGUAAUGAGUGGAUUCAAAGUGUAAGCAGUAAAAUUGGUGGAAAAGGUGGGGGUAAAGCAGAGUCUGCACAGGCAUCUGGAAAUAAUGUUAACAGUUUAUCUGAAGUGUUGAAGAUUGCUGAAGAUUUUGCGAAGCUUAAAUUAUCAGGUUUGUCUGAAGAACUUACGUACCAAGCUGAUAGUGUUUCUUCAACUUUAAUUCUUAUUAUUUAUGAAUACUCUGGUGUUUCAUUACCUAUAAGGAAGGGAUCGACAACCUUACUCAACUACAAAGGCGUUGUAUUAUCACAAAUAUGUUCAAUUAUUUUUGCUCUGGCACCAGUAAGUCUUAAAGCUAAUAAUGAUCCCUUUCUUUUAGCAAGCAUUUUACAAUGGAUUGAAUUUUCUGAUACCAUCUUUAAACAAAUUUAUUUUAUGUUAGUUAAUAAGUCUCCUUGUAAUGAGAAUAAAAAUGCUACAUUGUUACCAUACCUGGAAUACCUUAACAGAUAUCUUAGUAAUUUUACUUUUCUAGUAGGAGAGAGGUUAAGUAUUGCUGAUUUUUAUCUAUUCUGUUAUAUUCUACCGGCUUCUGAAAUUAUUUUCAAAAAUGAAAAACAAUAUGGUCAUCUAAUUAAUCUUAAAAGAUGGUUUAGUACUGUUAAAAAUCAGUCCCCAGUUUUGAAAGUACUCAACAAAUAAUUAAUCCUAGUCAUUAGAUAAAGAAUGUGAUUUUAAAUUAUUUAUUUUUAAUUUUGAAGAUUAGUUAUUGACAAGUUGUAAUUGUCUAAUUUAUAUAUUUUACUGUCAAAUUUUAAGAAAUCAUGUAAUAGAUGUUUCAUUUUUAAUUUAGAAUAAACAUUUGCCAUUAUUCAAUACCUAAUAAGUUAAUUUUUUUCUUUUAUAUUAUGAUUUAAAAAUGUUGAUUUAAUUAUUCAGGUUGGAUACCAUAGAAUCGUUUAAGUUAGUUUUCUUUAUUUUAUAUCAAAUUCCCUAAGGUGCUUUUGGUGCCCAGCCUUCUGAAUGUAUAUCAGAUGAUUGUCAUCUUUAUUAUUUCCAAUAUCAUUCAUAACUGGCAUCAUUCGUGCAUUAAAGUCAAUUGACUCGCCACUAAUUUGUUUAUUUGUCCGAUCAUUGGUUUUAAAACCAGGGUAACCCAUCAAAGUAUUGGGUGUUUAAAUUUGUUAAUCAAUUCCAAAAAAAAAAAAAAAGUGUAUUGGACUAUACUGAUGAAUUAAAAAUAUGUGAAUAUAUAUAUAUAUAUAUAUCAUUUUUAACAUAUAUAUAUUUGAAUCCUACAUAAUGAAUGCGUUUGCUUAAAUUUAUUUUAUUUUUUUAGAAGUCAUAAAAAAAUAAAUUGUAAGUGAAUUUGAUUUGUUUUCUAAUUAAUAAAAAAAAGAAGGAACAAAUGUGAAAUGCGUAGAUUUUGAGGGUGAUGAACGAUUUGUUUAUUAAAUUUUGCUAUUCAUAAAUUAUUAUUGUAUCGUAAUGUUCUGUGUCACAUGUAACAUUGUAUGAUUACAUUGUUUUGUAGUUCUGUUAUUGAAAAAAAAGUUAUAUUACCAUGAGUUAAUAAUUAAUUAUUACAGUUUCAGGUUCAUGAGCUACCAUCCAGUAAAAAUCCAAUUAAUUAAAGUUUUUGUACUCAUUAUUUUUUUUUUUUUUUUUGUUUCUCCUAUUCCAUUCACUUUAUCCUGAUCUCCUUCCAACUAUUUUUUUUUUUAAUUUGUUCUUAAUAGUUGGGUAUCAUAUUUAUUUUCAAGAUUAAUGUACAGAUGUAUCCUGUUUUCUGUUUUUUAUCAUUGUCUAUUUAAAUAUAAAUUUAUUUUUUACUGCUUCUUUGUGAAAUACUUCUAAUAAAAGUAUUUU
This is a messenger RNA of Nezara viridula (southern green stink bug), 4702 nucleotides long. Lineage: Eukaryota; Metazoa; Arthropoda; Insecta; Hemiptera; Pentatomidae. The record is from the annotation of a GenBank genome assembly.